GUUGCACGGGGAACCAUUACAAAGGCGCACCAGGAAACCGGAGAAAACUGCCAAACAGAAAACAGCUGUUUCUAUAUUGAAUACCGUUGCAAGUAUCAGAUUAGUCGUCAUGGAGCCAGCGUGCCGCAAAGACAAGCAGAAGCAGAAGGAGACUCCGAACAAAGGGGAUAACGGCAAGGCCAAGCAGAAAUCCGCGCAGCAGGAACUGAAGCAGAGACAGAGGGCAGAGAUUUACGCCCUGAACAAAGUGAUGACUGAACUGGAGCAGCAGCAGUUUGAGGCGUUCUGUAAGCAGAUGCAGUCACAGGGGGAGUGAUGUGGCGCUCCUGGGCUUCAGCGGGGAUCCUUCCAGUACCUGGAUGGAAACAGAAGGGGCUAUUUUGAAGCGGGUUUGAAGUUUGCCCUGAAAAGAUUUUGAGCAUUAUAAGCUUUCAAACUGGUAGUGUCAGUCCCAGUUCAAAUUGUGUUGGUUCUGCUCUGCUGCCCAUGGAUAUAAACAGGUUAGCUGUUUCUUGAAUACAUUUAUAAUAUGUGUUUUAUUUUGCAUUCAGAAUGGGGGGUGCUUGGCAUUGUCAGGCCCAUAGGGUCAGUUGCAACAUUCCAAUUAAACUGAGGUGUAGCUGGAAAAUAGGCAUGUGUGCUCACCAUCUACAUAUCAAUUGAGAUAAGAGUCAGAACUUCAGCGUACCAGCAGUGGUUUCAUUCAGUCUCAUUUCAAGUUAACAUAGACCAUGCCUUGUGAGGUUUUACUGCGCUUUGUAUUUCAAACAAUUUUUCAGAUAUUUGAAUGAUACAAAUCUGAGGUUUUAGUUGUUUUUUUAUUUUAUUUUUAUGUAAUUGAGGUUUAGGUUUGUAUUUUCAUUUGUUUAAAGGUUAACAUCUAAAACUGUAGCGUUUGUUACAAAUGAACUUUGAUUUGAAUUGUCCUUUUAAAUGCUAUUCAAAUGGAUCUUGUUGCACUCCACAAGGAACAUUGUUUUGCUCAAUAAUGAGGUUAGUUGUUGGAGACUUUUGUGCUCAGUUGUUGUAUGUGUAUGUAUAUAAUAUAUAUUA
Molecule: messenger RNA, 1053 nt
Organism: Polyodon spathula (Mississippi paddlefish)
Lineage: Eukaryota; Metazoa; Chordata; Actinopteri; Acipenseriformes; Polyodontidae
Product: small vasohibin-binding protein-like
Exons: 4
Coding region: 110-316 (68 amino acids)
Biological process (GO): protein secretion; negative regulation of protein ubiquitination
Cellular component (GO): apical part of cell
Source: RefSeq, a predicted model, not a curated record